Cajanus cajan (pigeon pea) is the source of this 639-nucleotide messenger RNA. RefSeq names its product ubiquitin-ribosomal protein eS31 fusion protein. Gene Ontology annotation, biological process: translation. The record is from RefSeq and is a predicted model, not a curated record. Gene Ontology annotation, molecular function: structural constituent of ribosome; protein binding. NCBI's taxonomy places the organism in Eukaryota, Viridiplantae, Streptophyta, Magnoliopsida, Fabales, Fabaceae. Gene Ontology annotation, cellular component: ribosome.
GGAAGUGGAACCCUAACUGGUGAGGGAGUGUGGGAGUGUGGGAGCAGAGCGCAGAGGAACACGAUGCAGAUUUUCGUGAAAACCCUAACGGGUAAAACGAUAACCCUGGAGGUGGAGUCUUCGGACACCAUCGACAACGUCAAGGCCAAGAUCCAGGACAAGGAGGGGAUUCCGCCCGACCAGCAGCGCCUCAUAUUCGCCGGAAAGCAGCUGGAGGACGGCCGCACCCUCGCCGACUACAACAUCCAGAAGGAGUCGACGCUCCACCUCGUCCUCCGCCUCCGCGGCGGCGCCAAGAAGAGGAAGAAGAAGACUUACACCAAGCCCAAGAAGAUUAAGCACAAGCACAAGAAGGUCAAGCUCGCCCUCCUCCAGUUCUACAAGGUCGACGACUCCGGCAAGAUCCAGAGGCUGAGGAAGGAGUGCCCCAACGCCGAAUGCGGCGCCGGCACCUUCAUGGCCAACCACUUCGACCGCCACUACUGCGGCAAGUGCGGCCUCACCUAUGUUUUCCAGAAGCCCCAAGCUUAGCCUUUCAAUCACUUUUUCUCAUUUUCUAUAUCGUUACUUUCAAUCACUUCUCUGUUGGAUUCUUUAUUAUUCGCUUCUCAAUAUAUUUUGCCUUUUGUGUUCAUUGGA